CUCUGCCAGUUGCCCGCCACUCGUCGCGGUGAUAACGUGCAGCCGCUCCGCUCUCCACUCCCAUCGCGACGUUGCCUUCGCCCUAACUGUUGUUCAACUCCACUUUAUUCAGUCGUCACCAGAGUGGAGUUGGAAUUUCCUUUACUCAGAACAACGCGAACAACCUAAGUGUCGCGAUAUUUUUUGAGUAUUAGAAUUUAAAGACAAAAUACGUAAUCUUAGGGUGAAAAAAAUUGGUGCAAGACGAGUGUGCGGAGAUACCGGGCCAGUUUUUAUCUUGGUGUGCACAUGACGUUGGCUCAGUUACAAGUAAACUCUCGUGCUGUGAACCUUCUUCCUUCUGUUUAUAACCGAUAACCAGACGAUUGUGAUAAGAUACGACGAGGUUAUGAUAAUGUAGUGUGUGAGGGUUGACGGAGCCUCCGCUGUUAGUGUCUCAGUGUCAUACCUGUCGAGCACACACACAUACACUCACACACGCACGCACACACACGCCACUGCCACCACCAUCAGCGCCGCCACAAGGUCAAGAUCACCGCCACCUCCUCGCCACCACCGCAGCACACUCACUCGCCACCACAGUGUCACCACCACCUGACACCUAAGUUGUCCUCUUCCUCGUUAACUUUCUGACUGAGGAAAGCCGAGUGAAAGGAAAAGUUAUCGUGGACGUGACCCGGUAACCGGCGUGACCUGACCCACAUAUUACGCUGCCCCAUUCACCCAUGGGCUGACUGGUGUACACUUGACCCAGACGAGCCUGGCAGCCAUUCAUAGUGAGAGUGGCAGUGAUGAGUGACCGCCCUCCUCACCUGAAGAUGGCACCAGCGGCGCCUCUCCGCCACCCCACGGGAUGUGCUUGCUUCUGAUGACCUUCGUCUCUAUCGUAUAUUGACCCUCAUCAACAUACAUAUAUAUUUUUCUGUUCCCAAGUGAGUUAUCAGACUGUGUACAGUGGGUAUCAGACUUGGUGACAAUCAGUCGAUAGUGACAAUAGCUCAAAGUUCCACACGUAUGGCCAAGGUGCUGACGACGGGUCGUGUCGGUGGAAUGUAUGUGUUGGGGUCUGGUGUCGCCACACUCAACCUCUCAGCCAUGGGGGACGAAAGCUGCUCCGAGGUGUCCAGUUCCUCGCCCCACACCAGCCCCGGGGCCCUCUCGCCCCCAGCACUCGUCAGCGUCGGCGUCAGCGUGGGUAUGAGCCCCCCGACCUCCCUUGCCUCCUCCGACAUCGGCGAGGUUGACCUGGACUUCUGGGACCUGGACCUCAACUCGCACAGUCCUCCUCACGGCAUGGCGGCGGCGGCCUCUACCACCACCUCCUCCGUCAACCCCAGGAGCCUCACCGCGCUCUCUGACACCUCCUCCUCUCCAGGUCGAGAUGACAUGUCCCCCUCCUCCCUUAACAACUACGGCACAGACUCCUACAGCGACCUCAAGAAGAAAAAAGGCCCCAUACCCCGCCAACAGGAGGAGCUGUGCCUGGUAUGUGGAGACAGGGCGUCCGGCUAUCAUUACAAUGCGUUAACCUGUGAAGGAUGCAAAGGUUUCUUCCGAAGAUCUAUCACCAAGAAUGCAGUCUACCAAUGUAAAUAUGGCAACAACUGUGAAAUGGACAUGUAUAUGAGACGCAAGUGUCAAGAAUGUCGUCUGAAGAAAUGUCUCAGUGUUGGCAUGCGACCAGAAUGUGUGGUGCCAGAGUCUCAAUGCCAAGUAAAACGUGAACAGAAAAAGGCCCGGGAUAAAGACAAAAAGGAUUAUCCCAGCAUUGGCUCCCCCAUAGCUGAGGAAAAGGCUAUCAUAAUUAAUCCAUGUAAACCCAAAGGAUCACCAACUGCUUCUGCUAUGCAGUUCAAAACUCUUGUGGGAAGCAGUAACAUCACUUUAAGUCCUAUGCCAACAAUGCCAAGGACUAAUAUUAAACCCUUGACUCGAGAGCAAGAAGAACUGAUCCAUACUCUAGUCUACUAUCAAGAGGAAUUUGAGCAGCCCUCUGAAGAAGACCUAAAGAAAAUCAAAGAUUACGAAAUAAGUGAUGACGACUCGGAUGCCAAGUUUAAACACAUCACAGACAUGACCAUCCUCACAGUGCAGCUGAUCGUAGAGUUCUCCAAGCGUCUGCCCGGGUUUGACACACUACUCAGGGAGGACCAGAUUACACUUCUAAAGGCCUGCUCUUCAGAGGUGAUGAUGCUACGAGCUGCUCGUCGUUAUGAUUCCAAAACCGACUCAAUUGUGUUUGGGAAUAAUUUUCCCUAUACACAACACUCAUAUGAGUUGGCAGGCCUUGGAGAAUCAGCCGGUACACUUUUCCGCUUUUGUCGCAAUUUGUGUAAGAUGAAGGUGGAUAAUGCUGAAUAUGCAUUACUAGCAGCUAUUGCCAUUUUCUCAGAGAGGCCUAAUCUAAAAGAACUCUCAAAGGUGGAGAAACUUCAAGAAAUAUACCUCGAAGCAUUGAAAUCUUAUGUGGAGAACCGACGAAUGCCACGGUCCGCCAUGGUGUUUGCAAAGUUGCUUAACAUUCUCACAGAAUUGCGAACCCUUGGAAACCUAAACUCAGAGGUGUGCUUCUCUCUCACACUCAAGAACAAGCGACUUCCGCCUUUCCUGGCCGAGAUUUGGGACGUUACUGGAUGUUAAUGCUGAGCCACCGCCACUUCCCGGGUGCCAUGUUACUGAGGUCGACUUACGAGUGCGAGAAGAAGGUUGUGAGUCAUCUGGGGGUGGUGGGUGGUCCCUACACUAUGUACCUGCAGGCUGUGAGUGAGAGACUGAUAAUGCUGUGGGAGCAACUUUAACACUGCCACCCAGGACCCACUUUCAGCCACCUGAUGUGUCUAUGUGCUAGGCCGCCAUUGUGACAGUGCCGUGCAGCCCGCCACCAGUGCAAUGUUGAGUGUAUAAUAAUGCGCCCAGUGUGUCCACGUAGCAACAUGAUAAGCAUUGUAGCCUUGCUUAUUAACACUCACUUUUUAUGAACCUUCUUAUUGCUCAGCUCAAAAGAUCACAGAAGGACACACACACACACACACACACAC
Messenger RNA from Homarus americanus (American lobster), 3038 nucleotides. Its product is annotated as ecdysone receptor-like. The record is from RefSeq and is a predicted model, not a curated record. Gene Ontology annotation, biological process: cell differentiation; positive regulation of transcription by RNA polymerase II; negative regulation of transcription by RNA polymerase II. NCBI's taxonomy places the organism in Eukaryota, Metazoa, Arthropoda, Malacostraca, Decapoda, Nephropidae. Gene Ontology annotation, cellular component: nucleus. Gene Ontology annotation, molecular function: nuclear receptor activity; ecdysone binding; RNA polymerase II cis-regulatory region sequence-specific DNA binding.